Molecule: messenger RNA, 968 nt
Organism: Amphimedon queenslandica
Lineage: Eukaryota; Metazoa; Porifera; Demospongiae; Haplosclerida; Niphatidae
Product: ras-related protein Rab-39B-like
Exons: 1
Coding region: 75-767 (230 amino acids)
Molecular function (GO): GTP binding; GTPase activity
Source: RefSeq, a predicted model, not a curated record
AUCCUGAUCACGUGAUCAUAUGCACACAGGUAAACGGCGCAGUGUUCGACUGUUCGUGAGCUAAGCUUAAGGAGAUGAGCUGGAGAAACAGCUCAUUGACAGAUGUGGAUCAUUAUCUCUACCAGUUCCGCCUCAUUAUAAUAGGAGAAUCCACCGUAGGCAAGUCGUGUCUACUCAGACGCUUCACUCAGGGGAGAUGGAUAGAGCAUAACGACCCGACAGUGGGCGUAGACUUUCACACGAAAAUGGUACAAGUUGAUGGUCACAAUUUGAAGCUGCAGCUGUGGGACACAGCAGGGCAGGAGCGUUUCAGAGCCAUCACUCGUUCCUACUUUCGCAAUGCCGUCGGGGCUCUGCUAGUAUUUGAUAUAUCAGAUCAAAACUCCUUUGCUAAAGUCAGCGGAUGGAUGGAGGAUGUCAGACAAUCCUCAAAACCACAUGAGCCAGUCUUCCUUCUAGUGGGCAACAAGGCAGACUUGGACAGACAGAGACAAGUACUUAGAGUUGAUGCUGAAAGACUUGCAAAUUCCUUUAAAAUCGAUUACAUCGAGACCUCGUCUCGUACCGGACAAAAUGUAGAAGAGAUUUUUAAUGUUUUAGCUAGAAGGAUUUUCGAGGCUAUACAAGAUGGGACUGUAGUGGUAGGCAAUGGUUGGGAUGGCGUAAAGAAAGGGGAUGAAAUCCCUAAAGAGCUUUCAAGUCGGGUUAAUCUACAGCAAAAGAAAAUAUCAGACACAAAGGACAAUGGUGGGGGUUGUUGCAAGUAAAAAUUAUUUUAAAAAAUAACUAUUAUUAUAAUAAUAAUGAUGACUUACUGUCAUUUAGUUGUAAAGAUUUAUAUAUAAUGGAAAGUGUAUCAUAUAUUAUUCGUUAUUAUUAUUAUUUCUUAUUAUUAUUAUUAUUAUUAUUAUCAAUGCCAUGCAAUUGUAUUUUAUUAUGUAUGGAGUUUAGAGUUUUAAUAAUUGAAA